Papilio machaon (common yellow swallowtail) is the source of this 612-nucleotide messenger RNA. RefSeq names its product peptidoglycan-recognition protein LB. Gene Ontology annotation, molecular function: peptidoglycan binding; N-acetylmuramoyl-L-alanine amidase activity; zinc ion binding. Gene Ontology annotation, biological process: innate immune response; peptidoglycan catabolic process. The record is from RefSeq and is a predicted model, not a curated record. Lineage: Eukaryota; Metazoa; Arthropoda; Insecta; Lepidoptera; Papilionidae. The coding region runs from base 1 to 600 and encodes 199 amino acids. The transcript has 4 exons.
AUGUUGUUCAUAUUAAUGAUAUCUUUGUCUUUAUCCGCACAAGGAUUUGCUAAGCCAUACCUAACCCAGAACUUUGAUGACAAUUUCAAAUUCAAAACAAGAAGAGAUUGGGGCUCAAAACCUGCGACUAGUGUCAGACCACUAACUCUGCCUGUUCCUUACGUUAUCAUCCAUCACAGCUACACCCCACCUGCAUGUCAGACAUCAGACCAAUGCGAAGAAGCUAUGCGAUCAAUGCAGGAGUACCACCAAGUUACAAGAAAUUGGGUUGACAUCGGUUACAAUUUCGCAGUGGGAGGUGACGGUGUGGUGUACGAAGGACGAGGCUGGACCAACAUUGGUGCACAUGCUUCUGAAUACAACUCGGUCAGCAUUGGUAUCGUACUGAUAGGAGAUUGGGUCUCUUCAGUUCCACCAGCUCAUCAGCUUCAAACAGCAAAGAAACUGAUAACCAAAGGCGUUGAAUUGGGCUACAUCAGUCCUAACUACAAACUGAUCGGUCAUCGACAGGUCAAAGAAACAGAAUGCCCGGGACAGGCGCUGUUCAAUGAAAUCUCGACUUGGGAUAGAUUCGAUCCCAAUGUCAAAAGAAAAAGUUGAUGGAAAAUUAUA